AAGUAUUUUCAUAUACAAAAUGGACCCCAACAAAACAAGACCUAUUUCAGAUGCAACCAACAUUGAGGCAAGUGGAUGGAAAUCUAAGCGUCGUAACAUGAUGGUGAAGAAAAUGGCUGAAUAUUUAAUCAAACGAGGUCCUCCCUCUUGGACAAAAAAUGCACAUGCACUUAUGAAGUUGGUAGAAAGGAUUGAGGAAGAGGGGUUUGAUUCUGCCAAAGAUGAGACAGAGUACAUGACAAGGAUAUCUACACAGAUGAAAACUAUAACAACACCACUUCAAAAUAAUGAAGUCAAUCUUUUGCCCUCAAAAGUGCCUAACUCAGGAACAAAAAAAGAUGCAAAAACAGAAUGGCAAGAACAAAUUUAUCAUAAGCAAUUAUUGAUGAAUAUCUUUCUAGCAGCUUGUUGA
Messenger RNA from Cajanus cajan (pigeon pea), 412 nucleotides. Lineage: Eukaryota; Viridiplantae; Streptophyta; Magnoliopsida; Fabales; Fabaceae. The record is from RefSeq and is a predicted model, not a curated record.